This is a messenger RNA of Parasteatoda tepidariorum (common house spider), 8196 nucleotides long. The record is from RefSeq and is a predicted model, not a curated record. NCBI's taxonomy places the organism in Eukaryota, Metazoa, Arthropoda, Arachnida, Araneae, Theridiidae.
ACAUUACAAAGUGAUAAAAAUUAAUAAAUUUUUUAAUUUUAAUCCCUGAAGCAUCAUCAUCUGGCAACGAGACAUUUUAGUUUAUUGUUGCGGAUUUGCGGAAUCAAAACACAGGCCUCGAUUGAUUUUGGCUAGUAUGUUGUUGUGGUUGACAGGUUGAAUCGGCUGCUAUAGCAAUUUGUGCAUUUUGAUUAAUAUACUUUUCAAAUGCACUUAAAAUGUAAAUAUCUAAAAUUUUUAAUUGCGAUCUCUGGAUUGUAUUAAAUUGUUAUCUUUGCAAUAAUUUCUGCUUUUUUAUCGUUUUCAAAUAUUUAAAAAAAAUAUUAAGUGUGACAAUCUGUUUCUUUGUGUCUUUCAAUUUGAUGAGGCUUUCCAUUUCUUCCUUAAAUUUCAUGUGUUUUUCAACAAAUAAUCUAUAAAUCAUCAUUGAAGAUGGGUUUUUGUUUGCAACUGAAGCUUUUGCUUUGGAAAAAUUUUACUUUAAAGAAAAGAAAACCUAUUGUUUUGAUUUUUGAACUAUUUAUUCCAUUGGUGCUUUUCUUCAUCUUACUUGGUAUACGUAAAAAACAACCAGCAUAUCCAGUAAACUCUUCCAAAUUUUCUGUCUAUCCGUUGCCAUCAGCUGGAGUGAUUGCAGUUAUGCAAGCAUUUUGUGACAAUGGCAUCAGAUCUGAAGAUGGUUUUUCACAUUUUCCAAACAGCACGGUUACAGAAUUUUUAUCAAAGUUGAACAAUAUAUCCCAUAAAAAUAACUUCUUCAAACCAGACUUCACUCCUAGUGAUAUGGAUGAAAUUCCAGAUAUUUACAAAUCAAUUGUGGAAGACCCAGUUGCAGUUCAUGACAGUUUCGCUCGAGCUGCUGAUUUGCAGAUUGGUGAUUUAAUUUACAAUAGAUCUGAAUUCAUCGAUAUAUUAUCAUCUAAUUUUUCAUUGCCAAAACAAGAUUUGGAAAUAUUUCUGAACUCCUCUGUUGAUGCUGAAAAACUUUAUACUUUAUUAUUUGGGAAAAUACCUCAACAUAAAUUGAAACUCAAAGAUAAACCGCAACAGCCUACAUCCUACCUACUGCAAUCAGUUUCUUCCAGAAAAGCUAAUCCCUUGUUUAUUGCAUCUGAUACAAUCACUUCUGCCCUGAUUGAGGAAUCUUCUUUGCAACAUUUAUCUGAUUUAUUAGGAUACCUGCAAAGACAUAAAAAGAAGUUUAAAGUAAUCUGGAACAUUGUAGAAAACAUGUUUGAUGUCCGCUCUAAUGUUUCUUUUACUGGGGAUGAUGUGAAAGCCAUUGCUGAAGAACUGAGAGAUAUUAUACUAUCACCUGGUGGAAUGCGAGACUUAAUGUGUCAGCAGAAUGGACUAAUGUGGGUUUUGACUUAUGAAAACUUAACAACAUCGAAUCAGACGUUAGAAUUACAGUCCGCAUUUUGUAGCCUGAAUGCAACAGUCAUGUCAUCACUAUCAGAUGAACUCCAAAGAUUCCUCGAUGUUGAUAAGCUGAGGGAAACUUUGCAUCUUGAUGAUUGGAAUAUCACAUUAGCGCAGCAGAGACUGAAGAAGUUAUCUGAUGAUCUGGUGAAAUUUAAUGAAUUUGAAGUUGCUUUGAAGCAAUUAAGUGAAAUAGCUUCUUCGUUACCCCAAGAUGCUUGCGUCCAGCUAAAUGAUACUUCAACAGAAAAUGAUACCAUUGCUGAAUUUGAAGACGGAGUCACUGAACCUCCUAAAAAGGCUGCCAGGUCGAAUCCUCAGUAUGGUUUGCUACGUAUUUGGCUUGGAAUGCAAAACACGAUCUGUGGGAAGGUUGGGGAUUUUCCCACUAGCUUACCUGAUGAUGGAGAGGAAGUCGAUUUAGAUAAAUUGGGCAUGUCUAAAUAUCAGCAGGAGCAGAUUGGUAUAUUAGUUCAUGUUCUUUACAGCAAUCCCAGAGUAUUAUAUGCUCCAAAUAAUACAGCUGCAGAUGAAAUAAUUACAAAGGCAAAUGAAACCUUUGAAUUGUUGGACACUGUUACUCAGUAUGCUCAAAAAAUGCUAAACAUCUCUGAGGAAAUCAGAUUAUUUUUAGCUGAAAACAGCACUGAUCAUUCACUGUCAGUUUUAAAACAGAUUCAUCAAAAUUUUCAAAAGUACCCUCUGUUCCUCACUCUAUUUCAUAGCCUUGCUUUAGAAGAGUUUGCUUCAAAUACUAUUAUCAUUGAAAAGGAAGUAUUCUUGCAGCAGCUUGACUCAAUAGAUAAUGCUGCAUGCAGCUGGAUUUCUCUCAUGAAUGGACUCAGCCUGAACAUGUUUCAAGGUUUCAGAACUGAGGAAGAUUUGCUAGAUUAUUUUAAGCAUGAAGCUUAUUUUGACAAUGUUACUGUUCUUGCCAGUGUCAUAUUUAAUAUGAGUGAGGAUGGUUCAAUGCCUAAUCACAUGACCUACAAAAUAAGACAAAAUGCCUCCUUUACUACUACUACCAAUCUUGUGCGCAGUCGAUUUUGGUUUCCUGGUCCGAGAAAUUGGGGGUAUGGCUACUACCAAUUUGGAUUCGUUUGGAUUCAGGAUGUUUUGGAGAGGGCAAUGAUCAGCAUUUAUUCUAAAAGGGAUGUUUCUGAGCCUGGUAGUUACAUUCAUCAAUUUCCCUACCCUUGCUACAUCCAAGAUCAGUUUUUAUUCAUGAUUGAACAUGUAAUGCCACUUUGCCUUGCCAUAUCUUGGGUUUACUCUGUUGCUAUGUUAGUCCAGAAUAUUGUUUAUGAAAAGGAACAGAGAUUAAAAGAAGUCAUGAAAACUAUGGGGUUGAAUAGUGCUGUGCAUUGGUUGGCUUGGUUUAUAACCAGUUUUCUUCAAAUGAGUAUCACAGCAGCCUUUUUGACUGUAAUUCUAAAGUAUGGCCUGGUUUUGACUUACAGUAAUCCAUUACUCAUCUUUCUUAUGUUGGAAAUAUUUGUUGUGGCUAACAUUGCUUUCUCGUUUUUAGUUAGUGUUCUUUAUUCCAAAGCAAAACUGGCUGCAGCAUGUGCUGGUAUAAUUUACUUUUUGACAUAUGUACCAUACAUGUACAUAGCUGUGAGAGAGGAAGCUGCUCAUGAUCACAUACCAGUUUGGUUAAAGAGUCUUGCUUCUCUUUUGUCAACAACUGCUUUCGGACUUGGCGCAAAGUAUUUUGCUUUUUACGAAGAAGUUGGAGUGGGUGUCCAGUGGUCGAAUAUUGCAAUAUCUCCCGUGGAGGAUGAUGAAUAUAGCCUGUUGAGUGUUGCCAUAAUGAUGAUGAUGGAUGCUGUUUUGUACUCCAUUUUAGUGUGGUACAUUGAGAAUGUUCAUCCAGGAUCAUAUGGUUUACCAAAGCCCUGGUACUUUCCAUUCACCAAGUCCUACUGGUUUAGUAGUCCUAGAGGUGAGGUCGAGUGCAGCUGUUUCAGUGAUUGUUGGCGUUAUUUACAAAGACAUAAAAAGUGGGGCUUAUCUGUUAUGGAAGAAGAUGGAGCUUGUGCCAUGACUAAUAGAACAGGUGAUUCUACAUAUUUUGAACCAGACCCUACAAAUCUGCCAUUAGGUGUUUGUAUUGAAAACUUAGUUAAGGCUUAUAAAUCUGGAAAUAAAGUUGCUGUUAAUAAAUUAAGCCUAAAUUUAUAUGAAAAUCAAAUAACCUCUUUCCUUGGACAUAAUGGAGCUGGGAAAACAACAACCAUGUCUAUUUUAACUGGUCUAUUUCCACCAUCUGCAGGAUAUGCCAUAAUAUAUGGGCACGAUAUCAGAACAGAAAUGGAUUUAAUUCGGCAAAGCAUGGGGAUGUGUCCCCAACAUAAUGUGCUGUUCGAAGAUUUGACUGUUGAAGAACAUUUAUGGUUCUAUGCUAGCUUGAAAGGUGUUCAAGAAAAUAGUUCGGCAGAAGAAAUGGAUAAGAUGAUUCAAGACCUAAAUCUGCCUCUGAAACGUCACGAUAAAAUAAAAGUAUUGUCAGGUGGGAUGAAGAGGAAACUCUCUGUUGCCAUUGCAUUUGUUGGGGGAUCUAGAGUCGUCAUUUUGGAUGAACCCACUGCUGGAGUUGAUCCUUAUUCAAGAAGAGCUAUUUGGGAUUUGAUUUUGAAGUAUAAAAAAGGAAGAACAAUUUUGUUAUCUACCCAUCAUAUGGAUGAGGCUGAUGUACUUGGUGAUAGGAUUGCUAUUAUCAGCAAUGGACAGUUACGCUGCUGUGGAACACCAUUGUUCUUAAAGAAUAAUUUGGGUGAUGGGUAUCACCUUUACAUGGAAAAGAUGCAGGAUGAUGAAGGAACUCCCAAAAAAGAUUAUGCUGAAAAGAAAGUGACAGAGUUCAUCACAAAUCAUGUUAGUUCUGCUUAUCUCGUAUCCGACAACAAACGAGAGCUUCACUAUAUUCUGCCCAUAAGUGAGCUUAGAAAAGGGAGCUUUGAAAAGCUGUUUACAGCUUUGGAAAAUAGCCUCUCUGAUUUGGGAAUAGCUAGCUAUGGAAUCAAAAACACUACUCUCGAAGAAGUGUUUUUAAAAGUUGCAGAGAAGGUUCGGCAUGAAGAUUUUUCAUUUCAAAGUGAUAGCUGCUCAAAGCAAGGAAUGUAUGACUCUGUACCAUCCUCAAAUCAAGAUGACAUUACUGUCAAAUCAUCUGAAGUCAUUUUAAAUGACUCAUCUGAUAACAAUGUAUUAAAAGACUCUAACAUUUUAAAUUCGACUUGCAAUCGAACAAAGUCUGCAGAUGACGGAAAAGCUGAUUAUUACCAGUUACCGGCAAAUGGUGUACUGAAAGAUCAAGAGGCCACCACUGAAAAGUCAUACCUUGGACUUGACGGUGCCGGCAGCUACAAAAUUGAAGGAAACAUGUUGCGUUUUCAACAAUUCAUGACAAUUCUGUUAAAAAGAUUUUACUGCACUAAAAGAAAUUGGAAAGGUCUCUUCUCACAAAUCUUGCUUCCAGCUUUUUUUGUCAGCAUUGCAAUGUCAGUUGCCCUGACAGCUCCCAAAGUUGAAGAUCUUCCACCCCUGACACUUAGUCCAUCCCAGUAUUAUAACUAUACUCAGCCUCAAGGCAAUGUGAUACCUUUUUGUAGAAAUAGAUUAGACAUUACAAAUGACGAAAGAUGGUCAGAGGAUGCAAAUUCUGAACACAUUUAUGCAACACUGUACAUGCCUUCUGGAGUGGGUGCUACAUGCGUUUUGAAAUCGCCAUUCAACAAUAGCUUUGAUGCUAGAAUGAACUUUUCUGCCAGAAACUAUGAUUUAUUAUCGGCAUACUUUGAACCAUCAUGUGAAAGUGUAUUUGUUCCUGGACUGCCAUUGGAUAAUUUUGUUCCCCCUCCUCCAACAAACAGCCCACACAUCUCCAAUUUACUGUUUAAUUUUACGACAGUUAGAACCACAGAGUCACCAACAAGAUAUUAUCCUACUUGCCAUUGUUCUGAUGAUAAGACAGGUUAUGUGUGUGAAGAGUAUUAUUCUGAUCCACCAUCUUUUAAAGUGGUAACGAGUGAUGUUUUGCUUGAUGUGAGUGGCCAAAAUGAACACGAAUAUUAUCUGUACACAACAGAUCUCUUCAGAUUGAGAAGGUAUGGAGCUUUUUCUUUUGGACUGAUUAGAGAUUAUGUUCCAAAAAAUUUUGGAAAGAAUGCACCUCCCCUUUUUCAGAAAAUAGCAGUCCGAAAUAUUGCAAAGAUAUGGUACAACAAUAAAGGUUAUCACAGUAUGCCAACUUACAUCAAUAGCUUAAAUAAUGCUAUAUUAAGAGCAAAUAUACCAAAAUCUAUGGGAAAUCCUUCAGCCUAUGGUAUUACUGUUAUAAAUCAUCCCAUGACUGAUACUUCAUACUUAUUAUCGAAAGACCAAAUUCUUCAGGGUACAGACGUCCUUAUCGCCAUCUUCAUCAUUGUAGCUAUGUCAUUUGUUCCUGCCAGUUUUGUAUUGUUUUUAGUCUAUGAGCGUUAUACUAAAGCAAAGCAUUUACAAUUUGUUUCUGGAGUGGAUGCUGUGAUAUAUUGGGUAGCUAACUAUUUCUGGGACAUGUGUAGCUAUGUUGUCCCUGCCACCUGUUGUGUUCUUAUACUUCUCAUUUUUGAUAUACCAGCUUAUGCGUCUCAUAAAAACUUCCCGGCUGUUGUGUCUUUGUUUUUAAUAUACGGGUGGUCCAUCACUCCAGUGAUGUAUCCUGUUUCGUUUCUGUUCAAAGAACCCAGUACUGCAUACAUAUUUCUCAUAGUUAUUAAUUUAUUUGUUGGAAUCACUUGUAUAGUUACAUCAUUUUUACUAGAAGUCUUUUCUUACGAUGCAUAUCUUGGGGAAGUUCAUAAAAUGUUAAAGACUACAUUUCUCUUAUUUCCGAACUACUGCUUGGGGAGAGGACUCAUGGAUAUUGCCUUCAAUGAAUAUCAAAAUUUUUUCCUUUUUAAAACUGGUCAGUAUGACAAAAUGAAAUCUCCAUUUGCGUGGGAAUUGGUGACAAGAAAUUUGGUUGCUAUGGCAGUGUCUGGAUUGGCUUUUUUUAUUGUGACUCUACUAUGUGAAUUCAGCUUUCUCCGUAAACCCAAGCAUAUUCAAGUUCCCAUCUAUACCGUAGAUGCAGAAGAUGAUGACGUUGCUAUUGAGCGAAAGAGAGUUUUAACGGGUCAGGCAAACUCUGAUGUUCUUCAUCUUAUUGAUCUCACUAAAGUAUAUAAAUCUAGGACUAUAAAGAAAAAGCUUAUUGCUGUUAACAAAUUAUGCCUAGGCAUUCCUGAAGGAGAGUGUCUUGGAUUGCUUGGAGUGAAUGGUGCAGGCAAAUCAACAACUUUCAAAAUGUUAACUGGAGAUACCAAUAUUACUGCUGGUGAUGCUUUCUUAAAAGGAUUCAGCAUUGGAAGAGACUUACAUAAAGUACAGCAGUACAUUGGAUACUGUCCUCAGUUUGACGCUUUAUAUGAUGAACUAACAGCAAGGGAACAUUUAAUUCUCUACUCAAGAUUUCGUGGUAUUCCAUUGAAGGAUGAAGAAAAGGUUAUUGAAUGGGCUCUUAAGAAACUAGAUUUAAUAAAUUAUGCAGACAAAGUCGUAGGCACAUAUAGUGGUGGUAAUAAGAGAAAAUUAUCCACAGCUAUUGCACUUCUUGGAGCUCCACCCGUUCUUUUCCUGGAUGAGCCAACUACAGGAAUGGAUCCUUACACCAGGAGGUUUUUAUGGGAUUUAAUUAUUGAAUUGGUCCAGAGUGGCCGAUCAGUGGUGCUAACAUCUCAUAGCAUGGAAGAGUGUGAAGCUCUUUGCACAAGACUGGCAAUCAUGGUAAAUGGACAUUUCAAGUGUUUGGGUAGUAUUCAGCACUUAAAAAAUCGCUUUGGUGAGGGAUACUGCAUCACCAUUAGAACUUCUAUGGGCGAGCUAGAGAGAAUCAAGAGGUGGUUUCGAAAAACUUUUACAGAUGCUAAACUAAAGGAGCAGCACUUCAAUCUACUUCAAUUUGAGCUUAAAGCAGGCUGCAUAUCCUUAGCCUAUGUAUUUUCUAAAAUGGAGUCAGCUCUUCAAGAACUUCCCAUUGAGGAAUAUUCUGUCUGUCAAAAUACUUUAGACAAUGUUUUUAUCAACUUUGUGAAGCAGCAAUCAGACGGUAUCAGGGAUCCCUCCCUAGCCCCCCAAUCAUUUACUCCUCUUCAAUGUGACAUUGAUGAAAUGCUUGAUGAUCCCCCAGAAAUCAUCAGUUCUCUGUCAAGGUCACAAAGUCGUCUUGCCUUCAUACACAUGGACGAAAAUUCUUAGCUGACAUAUAUGCAUCAGGUGUAAAUAACUUCUUUAGCAGUGUAUAUUCGGAAGUGUAUUUUGGCGUACAAAGAUAUAUAAUUAUUUUACUCUGCUGUUGCAUUUAUGUAAACAUUUAUUUACCCAGAGUGAGAGAAGGUUUCAGUUCCUUCCAUAUAUUUAUUAAAUGAAAUAUUUCUCAAUUUAGCUUUUAAAAUCGCCUGUUUAAGUAUUGAUUUUGUUUUUAGCAGGACAUGGAUGUUGAUAAUUUAAAUUUUAAAUUGGAAUUUGAUUGUUUGUUUUUAAAUUAUUAAAAUAUAAAUAGAAAUAAAGGACACCAUCUGCCAAAUAAUUUAAAUUUAAGAGCAGACACAUAUCUUUUUUUUUGCAUUAUUUUUAAGUUUGAAAUAGUGACUUUUGCUUUCUCUUAAAAACUCUGACAUCCCUUUUUUAUUCAAAGGUUAACAUUUUAAAAAUUUUUAGGUUCGGAUUUGUUAGUCAAAUUUUUAAAAA